UACAUUUCCCAGCAGGCGUCGCGGCUGCGCCAUACCACUUCCGGCCGGCAAGAUGGCGGCUUCCUAGUGAAUCGGCGGCUGGUUUGGACGGAGGCUCCGGCUACGCCACGCAGGAGCCAUGGAAGUGGUGGAACCCAAUAGCCCCACUGAGGAGGAAGAAGAGGAGGAGGAGCAGUCAGCAGGGCCCCGGCCGCGCACGCGCUCCAACCCCGAGGGAGCUGAGGAUCGGGCACUGGGGGCCCAGGCCAGCGUGGGCAGCCGCAGCGAGGGUGAGGGAGAGGCGGCCAGUGCUGAUGAUGGAACCCCGAAAGCUCCAGGAGCUGGCCCCAAGCCCUGGCAGGUGCCCCCACCAGCCCCGGAGGUCCAGGUUCGGACGCCAAGGGUCAACUGUCCAGAGAAAGUGACACACCUGCUCAGAGAGGGCCAGCAGCAUGGUGCCGGGGAUCCAGUGUUGGCGCCCAAGGGUCCCUCACCAGCUCUACCUUCCUUCCAGAUCAUCUGCCUGGACCUGUCGGAGGAAAUGUCACUGUUGAAGCUGGAGUCGUUUAAUGGCUCCAAGACCAACGCCCUCAACGUCUCCCAGAAGAUGAUCGAGAUGUUCGUGAGGACCAAACACAAGAUCGACAAGAGCCACGAGUUCGCGCUGGUGGUGGUUAACAAUGACACGGCCUGGCUGUCCGGCCUGACCUCCGACCCCCGCGAGCUCUGCAGCUGCCUGUACGACCUGGAGACGGCGUCCUGCUCCACCUUCAAUCUGGAAGGUCUCUUCAAUCUCAUCCAGCAGAAAACCGAGCUGCCGGUCACGGAGAACGUGCAGACGAUCCCGCCCCCGUACGUGGUCCGCACCAUCCUCCUGUACAGCCGUCCGCCCUGCCAGCCCCAGUUCUCCCUGACGGAGCCCAUGAAGAAAAUGUUCCAGUGUCCCUACUUCUUCUUCGAUGUCGUGUACAUCCACAACGGCGCGGAGGAGAAGGAGGAGGAGGUGACCUGGAAGGACAUGUUUGCCUUCAUAGGCAGCCUGGAUACGAAGGGUACCAGCUACAAGUAUGAGGUGGCACUGGCCGGGCCUGCCCUGGAGUUGCACAAUUGCAUGGCGAAGCUGUUGGCUCACCCGCUGCAGCGGCCCUGCCAGAGCCACGCCUCCUACAGCCUGCUGGAGGAGGAUGAUGAAGCCACCGAGGUGGAGGCCACUGUCUGAACCUUCCCUGCAGUGCUCAACCUUCUGGUCGGCCAGGGAGUGCCGAUUCUCAAACUGUUCUCAGGGGGAACACCUCGGGGGUUCCAGGAGGCACCCAGGGCACCUGAAGAGGUUCCUGAGAAGAAACCCAGGAGGCAUCCCUGGAACUCAUGGGUCUGUUGUAACGUUUGUUUUUCCGUGUUUGAUCUUUUUGUCACCAAAAUAAAAACCCAAGACUCAC
Tupaia belangeri chinensis (Chinese tree shrew) is the source of this 1418-nucleotide messenger RNA. RefSeq names its product BRISC and BRCA1 A complex member 1 (gene BABAM1). The coding region runs from base 119 to 1198 and encodes 359 amino acids. The record is from RefSeq and is a predicted model, not a curated record. Gene Ontology annotation, biological process: mitotic G2 DNA damage checkpoint signaling; positive regulation of DNA repair; double-strand break repair. Gene Ontology annotation, cellular component: BRCA1-A complex; nuclear body; BRISC complex. The transcript is spliced from 9 exons. Lineage: Eukaryota; Metazoa; Chordata; Mammalia; Scandentia; Tupaiidae.